Messenger RNA from Drosophila serrata, 1704 nucleotides. RefSeq names its product guanine nucleotide-binding protein subunit gamma-1 (gene Ggamma1). Gene Ontology annotation, cellular component: heterotrimeric G-protein complex. Gene Ontology annotation, molecular function: G-protein beta-subunit binding. Gene Ontology annotation, biological process: G protein-coupled receptor signaling pathway. Lineage: Eukaryota; Metazoa; Arthropoda; Insecta; Diptera; Drosophilidae. The record is from RefSeq and is a predicted model, not a curated record.
UCCACUUUUUAUUUGUCAAACGUUUUGCCCGAUUUCCUGAAGCGUUCGAAAAUAAAAAAACAUAUAACCCGGAGCUGCCAGCCAUUAAGAUUCAUCCAAAACCACCAUACCCCGAAACAUUCAGAGUCCCUGAGUUCGAUAAGACACAAAAAAGAAAGAAAAAAAAAAUAGUAUAAAACACAAGCACAACUUACACACCAACCCGUAAUUGCAUAUCUCCCAGAAUCAGUAUCACUGAGAAACUUUUCAACCAUAGGCCUAUCCGAGACCGCCAUCAUGGACGUAAUGUCAUCAUCUCUGCAGCAGCAGCGCAUCGUCGUGGACCAGCUGCGUCGGGAGGCGGCCAUUGAGCGCCAGACCGUUUCGGAGUCGUGCGCCAAGAUGAUGAAGUACAUCACGGAGCACGAGCAGGAGGAUUACCUGCUGACUGGGUUCACCAGCCAGAAGGUGAAUCCGUUCCGCGAGAAGUCAUCCUGCACCGUUCUCUAAGGAGGAUGUCCCAGGAGGAGGAGCAGGAGCAGGAAGAGAACGAGGCGAGUAAGGCCGGCGGACGAUUAGUUUAUUUUUAGUUUAGCAAGAUGGAUUUAAGAAGCGAAUGUGUGUGUACCAGUCAACGCCACCUGGAUCAAUAUAUCUUUGUGUAAAAGCAACAAUAACUACGAUUGUCAUAAGCAAUAUAGUUACAAGAAGUUUGUAUUCCGAUUGCAAGGAAUCUAUAUAUAUAUAUAUAUAUAUAUAUUUAUGAAUAUAUAUCUCGAUAUAUCAAUGUGUACCCCGUGUAAUGUCCGAAAAGAAACAGAGGAACCCAACAAAUCCAAUUUCAAUUCCAAUUCCAAAACUAGAAUCGAGGCAUUUGUUAUGAAAAUAUCAGAAAGUUGUUUCCUUCCCAAUUAGUAAUGCUGUUAAAUGUACACGAAUAUCCCAACUAUACCGACAAUUAAUGCGCUGACUCUAGCAUCUACUACUAAACUACCUAAGCCGAAGUAUAAACCGGAACACACAUACUCUUAUAUACCAACAACUAUCAACGUAAUCCGACAUACAAAUUUAUCAAUAAACGAAGAAAACACAACAGAAACAGAAAUACAUAUAUUUUGCCUUCUUAUUUCGAGAAUAUCUCUUAUAUUUAUUGAAGAAAAUUGAACAUUGAAAAUUGAGAUGAUAACGAGAUGAGAUUAAGAAGAAGCAGAACAACAAGUUGAAUUGAAAAUGUAUGUAUUUUGAAGCUUAUUAUUAACCACCAGCGCGUGGAUCGAAACUAUCGACAGAUAUACGCAAAUAUCUUAUUACGUUAAAAAGCUUUAACACAAACAAGCUAGUUGAACUUAUCGCAAUGUUUAGUGCGUUUAUUAUCAAGUUUUUAUUAGUCCAAUUAAAUAUAUUACAAACUGUUGCAGUAACGCAGCGAGAGCAUAUAAUACCAAAGAAUCGAAAGAAUAAUCAAAUACUUAUCUCUUUAGAUUGUAGUUUCUCCAAUUUAAUUCUCACUAUGGCGUAUUCUUGCCAAUAUCCAGCAAAUAUUCAAAUAAUAAUGAAAGCGUUUUGUUUAAAAGCCAAUACUUCGCUUCAGUCUACCCAUUUGUUACCGUUAUUUUCAACCUUAAAUCCCGGCAAGAAUCCGAUGAAACCGAAGACUGUCAGCUUCUCACCAGUUUAGCGGAAAUGACUAAAUACAAAAAGAAUGUGUGAUUUUUCCCCCUCUCU